AAAUACCUCUGGUUCCUUAUCCGGGAACUACCUCUUACUCUGCUAUUGGGCAAUUGGGUCACGUGGUAAAAGUAACUUUACAGGGCUGCUCGCAAGUAGGAGGGCUUUAUGGAGCAGAAAAACGACAAAGCUAGAAAAAUUAUUUUCCACUCCAGAAAUUAAUGAUCAUGAGCUCGUAUUUGAUGGAGUCUAACUACAUUGAUCCGAAAUUUCCUCCAUGCGAGGAAUAUUCGCAAAAUAACUACAUCCCUGAGCAUAGUCCAGAAUAUUACAGCCGCGCAAGGGAAACUGGCUACCAGCAUCACCAUCAGGAGUUAUAUCCUCCGCGGGCGAGCUACCAAGAGCGCCAGUAUAACUGUGCAAGCAUCCCUGAACCUGACACGCCAAGGGGACAUGGAAUACCCCAAUCUGCGCACCUGCUGACAGGGAAAGGGCAACCUGCUUCAUGUGAAACCCCACAGUUGUCCAUGUCCCCUGCCACCCCACCGGCCGCAACCUCCGCCUGCAACCAAGCUACCCCGGAGCAUCCAAACAGCACAGCCUCCUCCAAGCAGCCCGUGGUGUACCCAUGGAUGAAGAAAAUUCACGUCAGCACUGUGAGCUCGGCUUACAAUGGGACGGAGCCAAAGCGGUCUAGGACAGCAUACACCCGGCAGCAAGUCUUAGAAUUGGAGAAGGAAUUCCACUAUAACCGAUAUUUAACUCGACGGAGGCGCAUCGAGAUCGCCCACACCCUGGUUCUCUCCGAGCGACAGAUUAAAAUCUGGUUUCAAAACCGCAGGAUGAAAUGGAAAAAAGAUCACAGGCUCCCGAACACCAAAGUGAGAUCCUCUUCCUCCUCCUCCGGGUCCAACACAAGCUCAGCAGCCGGCGCUGUUGCGGCUGCCUCGGCCACUAACACUGGGGCCCCCGACGAACUCACCGGAGCACAGCAUGGCGAGGAUAUCACCAGGUUAUAAAACCACGAACCAAGAUUGGGGAUAGAAAAAGAACUGGUUAUUUAUAGAACAAUUAUAUAUUUUGUUUUGGUAGCUAUCUUGUGCGGUUUCCUUUAAGUCCAAAGUUAUAUAAAAUGCAUGUUAUAUAGCAUGGAUUACUGCGAAUACCGAUGAAUUAUUUUUACGUGACACAGGGUUUAAUUUAUUUGAAGCUCAAUUAAAAUGAUGUUUUUUAUUAAAAAAUGUUUUGAAUGAAGGAAAAAAAAAGUAGAAAAAAUAUACAUUUUAUCAAAAUGUUAUUGUGGGCCAUUCUUUUGCCCUGCUGCCCAAGGUGAAAUGCACAAUCUAUUUAUUUCAAACAACACUGGAAGGAAAUCAAUAUAAUAAUAGUUAUUUUUGGUAUAAAAAAGCUGGAACACACCAUUGAUCUUGAACUUGUAUGUUUUGGGAUAAUAACAAUGUGUGAAUUACCUCGUGUAUUUCAGAAACAGGAUUUUGAUUUACAAUUUAGUUUUGUGGUGUCGAUGUUGUGUUUAGACCUUAAAAAGCAGAUUAUUGUGAAAUGCAAUAAACGGAGUGUAGUGUACUUGUGCUAAUCAUAUUGGUCAAUAAAACAGUGAGUGUCUAAUAGUUUUA
Messenger RNA from Micropterus dolomieu (smallmouth bass), 1574 nucleotides. RefSeq names its product homeobox C4a (gene hoxc4a). Bases 162 to 959 code for a protein of 265 amino acids. NCBI's taxonomy places the organism in Eukaryota, Metazoa, Chordata, Actinopteri, Centrarchiformes, Centrarchidae. Gene Ontology annotation, molecular function: DNA-binding transcription factor activity, RNA polymerase II-specific; RNA polymerase II cis-regulatory region sequence-specific DNA binding. Gene Ontology annotation, cellular component: nucleus. The record is from RefSeq and is a predicted model, not a curated record. The transcript is spliced from 2 exons. Gene Ontology annotation, biological process: regulation of transcription by RNA polymerase II; embryonic skeletal system morphogenesis; anterior/posterior pattern specification.